Striga hermonthica is the source of this 264-nucleotide messenger RNA. NCBI's taxonomy places the organism in Eukaryota, Viridiplantae, Streptophyta, Magnoliopsida, Lamiales, Orobanchaceae. The record is from the annotation of a GenBank genome assembly.
AUGGCUAUCUCAUCCUACCCAACCCCAGCCGAAGCUGGCAUACUAUGCCUAAUUCUAGCAAACACGGCAAUGUCUAUCUCAGCCGUGAAAGAACUCUUCCGCUCGAUCCUUAGCAUGAUGGGCAUCCACAUCUCGUCGUGGGAUGAGCUCUCAGUCGAGCCCCCUGACCUGAUCGAGUUUCGCCUGAGCCCCUCCGAGUGCUACAUGGACGAGUUCCGGCGCCGGACCCUGGCUUUGGGGAAGGUGAACCGGGUUUUCGCAUAA